AUUGCUUUUUUUAAAAUAACUCACUCCCACUGUCCGUCUCUCGAAAUUAACGAUCUAGACCCAAAGCACAGUCAAGCUACCGCAAAAAAAGAGGUCGAUAACCAGCCAUUACGCUCCUUCUCAGUUCUCUGUCACGGUAGACAAUGGCAGACGAGUUGGCAUCAGUUUCUCCCGUUUUUCCGCACCAGGGCGAGUACCCAGAAGUAGAAGAAGAGGACUUCUACGAACAGAUCUCAGCGCCCAAGUAUGUUGACCUCACUAAGCCCGAUCCCCGCCGCUCCAGCGAAGAUCGCUACUGGUUCUGCCUCCGGGUUGGUUGUGACCAAAAGCACGAAGAAGAAAUGGACUCCGAAGCAAUCUACAAAAAUUUCGUUCUUAGAGUCAUGGCUGCAAGAAGUCCCAACGUGAAGCUUCGAAAAGCACUGUGUAACAAGGAGAAAAGCCACAAUCUGAAAUGCCCACAGACAGUACCAGCGAAGCCUUCCAGGCCUAGAGGGCCGAGGCUUGCUUUGAUUUCUUCAAUAUCUAAGAAACUGGUCGACAACAAAGCAAAACUCAAGCCGCUCCUGAAGCAGACUGCAACAACUCCAAAAGUAAUGGCAAAGCAACCUUCCAACAUGGCCAAGGCUCUAACAACUCCAAGAAACAAAAAGCCGGCAGUGUCAGAACCCGCUGCUGCAUUUAGGAGCGUUAGGGCCCCGAAAUCAACAGCUCUGAUAGGAUUGCCAAAGAAGAUGGGAACAGCCAGGACUCUGGUAUUUCAUUCGCCUAAGAAGCAAGUAAGAACAAACCCCCCAUCUGAAGGAAUAGACAGUAUGAAGACCUUGUGUUCCGGCAUGAAAAAGCUGGAGAUUACAAGUGGGAAUAAGCAAAUGAUGAGGAGCACAACAGCAGUAUCAGAUGCUAAGAGAAAACAGCCAAGGGGACGGGAGGUUAAAAGCCGGGUUUAUGAUGGACUCCUCCAUACUCCAACUAAAGUAGCCAAACAAGCUAAAUCGUCCAAGUGCUUGGAGGGAAAGAACUUGGAAACAAGUUCGAUGAUGCUGCAGCCCGACUCUGAUCAUGCAGCUUGUAAAGGGGUUCAAGAUGAUUCUUCCAAUGAACUAGACACUGAGGAGAAAUGCAGAAAUGGCCCUCAGGGGAUGAAUGCCAACGAGAGCCGUGCAAGUGGACAAGAGAAUGUGCUGGACGCUGUUAUGGAAGAGGGGUUUGAGGAAAUCAAGAUGACGGAUCAGGGGGCUAUAACUUCAGCUUCCAGUGGUGGAGAAAACCACUUCGAAGUAGCAGCAGAAGGUGAUAAAGAAAAUGUUUCAGCGUCUGAUGAGAAUAGGCGUUUGGAUCACAAUGCAGACGGUCGUGGAAAGAAUGCUCUUGAAAAUCAGAACAAUUUGAACGGCAGAAAGACCCGGAGAAUAAUGGCUAAACCUUUGAAAGAGAGCUCUGUGGCUCCUGUUGCUGUGGUAGCUCGAAGUCUAAAUCAUAGAAAACCAAAACCUACACAUCCCAAGCCGUUUCGCUUAAGAACUGAUGAAAGAGGGAUUCUUAAGGAAGCAAACAUGGAGAAGAAGCUCCAUCCUACACUUAAAGAACUUACAACUGUCCCACAAAGAAGACAUCAACAUGUUCUCCAAAGAAAUGAGAAGAACCUUGAACAAACUGAACUUGGUAGUAAUACACAUGAAGGCAGUGAAACUGAGGAGAUAAACAGCAGGCCACAGAAGGAACAACCUCAAAAUAAAGCUUCUGGCUUGAGGAAUCCAAAAGGAAUAUCUACUCCCACUCCAAAUAGGCAGCAUACACUGUCUUCACAGAAGAAAGUUGCAGCAGUUCCACGACGCACUCCAAGCAAAGCCGCAACAACGGGUCAGAAGGCGAGCAGGACGCCCUUGACGAAGGCUAAAACAGCAUUGUCGCCAUCACCACCUGCAACAACUUGUGCAGUAGAAAUGGAUGAUGCAACUUCUCAGCCAUUGACAGAGGGUAAGAAGUUGGCUGUUCCAAAAGGGCCUAAUUUCCACGUCACUCACUUGCCCAAGAGCUGCGCAAGGAGAGUCGGGUCUUGAUACUUUGUUUAUUAAAAACAGAUUUGAUCUGUGCUUUCUAUUCAAUUGAUUCAUUGAAUUCUGUGUUUGUGGUCAGCCAUUUAUAGUUUCGUGACAUGUAAUAUCAUUGCGGGCCACUUGAAUGUGUUGUUUGUAACGUACUAUUUAUGUUUGUCCAUACUCCAUAGCCCCCAACUGAAGAAGCGAAGAUAGCUUGCUUACCUUUUUCUGUGUUUCUGUAUUGCUUUUUUGUUUCGGUCUUUUGAUUGUAAACAACGGCUGCCCUCUGCAUAAUCAGCUAGCUGCGUUAAUCAAACAACACUUUGUAUCUCAUCUCCUCUCUUCCGAAGAAACAAGUUGCAAGGCAGUAACUCUCUGUGUCUUUCCCCAUCGAUGGAUCUGCAUUGAUUUUGAUCUGUUUGUGUGCAAGACUGCAUACUAGUCCAUAGUUCUUGUCCUUAACCUUCACAUUGUUCAUCUCACGCUACGCGACAGAGAUGACAACUUCCAAGCUGCAGCAGGUCCUUCAAGACAACUUGGAUGAUCGAUCAGACUCUGUGAUCUACCCAAACUGGCUCUACUUAAGACAUUCUUUGCGCAGCCUCCUUAGCCAAGAGUCUCUCC
Molecule: messenger RNA, 2666 nt
Organism: Linum tenue
Lineage: Eukaryota; Viridiplantae; Streptophyta; Magnoliopsida; Malpighiales; Linaceae
Source: the annotation of a GenBank genome assembly